Molecule: messenger RNA, 5102 nt
Organism: Diorhabda sublineata
Lineage: Eukaryota; Metazoa; Arthropoda; Insecta; Coleoptera; Chrysomelidae
Product: ribosome-binding protein 1-like
Exons: 17
Coding region: 168-2795 (875 amino acids)
Cellular component (GO): endoplasmic reticulum membrane
Source: RefSeq, a predicted model, not a curated record
CCAUUAUGUUGAUUUUAAUUUUCCAUUUUGUACUUUCCAGUUCUUCACUUCGCACCAUCGAAUUACUUUAUGACCGUAUAAAUUGUGUAUCCAAUCAAUUGUGACGUUAUUUGUAUAGUUUUAGUUGUAAUAUCCAUUAAAAACUUUAAUAUAUAAUUGAUGGAAAAAUGGAUUUAUCAAUUUUGAUAUUUAUUGCUUUAUUUAUGGUAGCCUGUUUCUCUCUAUUUUUAAUAUAUAAAUACGGAAUUAAAGAAAAAAGUUAUGAAGAAGCUGUUGCUGAACAACGUCAACAAACUAAUAGUCUUUUAGGCACGAAAUCUAAACCCAAGGAAAAGAAAAACAAGAAAUCAAACAAAAAGAAAGAAAAAUCAGUACAAGACAAUGAAAUAAAUGAAUUUGAAAAUACUGCUAAUAAAGAAAACACUCCUAAACUUCGAGUGGAAUUUAAAGAAGAGGCUGAAGAAGUUCCUAUUACAGAGGAGUUGAAAUUACCUUCAAUCAAAGAACAAAAUAAGCAGAAAAAAUCGAAAAAAGUUCGACCGAUUUUGGUUAACAAAGAAAAAUCGCCUAUAAGAAUCGCACUCGAAGUUAUUGAAACGCCGAUCGUAAAUCAUUUUGAGGAAAAUCCUCCGAAAGACGACUUCGAAUUAUUACGAUCAAACAGCAAAGACGAUAUAUUCAAACCAGAUCCCGUCAGUGAAAAAGUAACGAAAGAAAAAAAAUCCAAUGUUGAAACUAACGUUGCUGUGAAGAAUAAGAAGAAUGCCAAGCUGCAACCUAUCGAUAAUAACAAAAUUGAGAAAACCACCAUUUCCGAAGAAAAGAAAGCUGAAGAAAAAAUCAUCGUCGCUGCCAUUCCAUUGGUGCCGCAAACGAAUGGUAUCGUCGUCGGUAAUCCUGGUAAAGAAAAGAAGAAAAAGAAGAGCGAAUUCAAUACCAAACAACAAUUAACUGCAGAGAGGGAUGAACUUAUAAACUCGGUGCGUAAAGCUGAAUUGUCUAAGACUGAGAUACAAUUGCUUAUUGAUCUAUUACUCAACAAGCAGCUUGAGGCCCCGGCUAUCAUCGAUGAUUGGAGCGAGGGAAAAUCCGAUCCGAUCCAAAAAUUGAAAAAGCAGCUGGCAGAGAAAGAGAAGGCACUCGCCGAAGAGCAUCAAGCCCUGACUGGCGCUCAAGCGAAGCUACGUGAAAUUCGAGCUGAACAACAACUCGAGAAAUCCCAAUUGCAACAAAAAAUCCGGGCGAUGGAAGAAGCUGUUCAAACUAAACAGAUCGAAAUUCAAGCUGCAAAUAAUAGAUAUCAAGUAAACAUUCAAAAAAUUCAACAACUACAAGCCGAAUUGAAUGCAGAAAUUAUGAAAACUCACAAAUUGGUAGAGGACAAUGGUGCACUGCAGUUGCAAAUUCAACAAUACGAAGUUAGUUUAUCUAAAGUGCAGGAAACUGAAAAUUUGAUUCACAAGAUGAAAAGUGACUUGGAGGAAGUUUCAAAUACGAAUCAACAAUUACAACAGCUAGUAGUAGAAAAAGACCAUCAGAAUCAACAUCUUGCUAAACAAUUGACUAACAUGGAAAAAGGCUAUAAGGAUUCGAUACUAGAUUUGAAAAAACAAUUGGAAAUGUGUCGGCUACAGGAAUCCGAUUGGAACCGUGAAAGAUCUGGUUUGAAUACGAAUUUACAAAAACAAUAUGAAGAAAAACGACAAUUGGAACAUACCAUAGCUCAGUUAAAUGAUCAAAUGUGUCUAUAUAAUAACGAAAAAACAGAAUCUGUCAAAUUAAUCGCACAGCUGAAAUCGGAGCUUCAACAAACAAGGGAAGAUUUAACUGGUUUGAGAGAAUUGUCUGAUAGCAAAACUAAACACGAAGUGGAAAUUCGUAAUUUGAGCAACGAACUUUCAUCGACCAGAAAUGAAUUGUCAUCUAGAAUUGAAGAACUUCAGCAAACAGAAAAGAAAUAUAGGACCGAAUUGGAGACAUCUAAUAAAAAGUAUAUAAUAGCACAAAAAGAGUUGGAAGAACAAAAGGCCAAAAACAAUGAGUUACGUACCAAGAACUGGAAAGUGAUAGAAGCAUUAAAUGCUGCAGAAAGCAAGAAUAAAAGUACCAAUAAUAAGCACACGGAAAUUGAUAUUAAAAAACUAUCUGCAGAUAUAAUAAACAAAGAACAGGAAUCACGUAAACAAUUUAUGGAACGCCUAUUUCCGGAUAUAGAAGAAAUCAAAAAUAUCGAUGCUAAAAAUUUGGAGCAUUCAUGUGAGAAAUUGAUCAGAGAGUACAUCAAGGCGUUGAAAGAAAACCAAAAAGAUAAAUCCUCUGAAAAAUCUGCGGAUGUGGCAAAAUUACAAUCACAGAUUCAACAUUACAAAAAAACUAUAGACGACACAGAAAGUAUUUUAAGUAAGCUACAGAAACACGUGGAACAAGAAGAGAAGAAUUGGAGAAAUCAAUUGGCUGCAAAGGAAGCCGAAUUAGAUAAUUUGAAAGAAACUUGUGUUUCACAGCUGAAGGCCAGUGUUUCAAAUUUAGAAAAACAAUUAUCCAAAGAAGUAGAUGAGAAACAGAAAUUAUUAGAAGAAACCCGGAUUUUGAAAAGUGAGAGGUUGCAAACAAAGGAACAAACCAAUUCAACAGUUAUUAUUGAAAAACUAUCUGAGGAGGUAAAUCGUUUGCGGGAACAACUUAGAGUAGAACAAACUAAAAAUGGAGAUGUAGCAGUAUGUCUUAAGUCCCAAAAUGGCAAUAGCUCAGCAAACGGACCUGCAUUUCUAGAGGCGGAGAGAAAUCAAGAUUAAAUUAUUACUGGUUAUAAACUUUCAACACUUUAAUUAAUACUUAAUUUUUAACUAUUUAAUUUACAUACAAUAUGCGUUAUCAUUCCUUGGUAUAUGUUUUUGUUGCUGGUGCAAUAAUUCAUUGUAAUUUUGUGUUUACGAUUAAAGUAUUUCGUUGACAUUAUAAUAGUAGGAGCCCAAUCUUAAUACUGCUUACAUUAAUAUCAAUAAUAUUUCAGUACUUCUUCUGAUAUCACAAAUACUAUCUAAUACUCAAUUUUCACUUGUACAUUGAUCACUUUGGUGUGACUAUUGGAUUAUAUGUGAAUGAUCAAAGAUAGGCACUGACUGACUAAUGAUAGAAAUCAAUCGAAAGACUAGGCCAUUACGAAAACCAUUAGAAACGCUAAGUGUCAUUAACCUUGUACAACUAACAUGUUUGAUUGUAACAAGCUAACAUCAGUCUCCGAGACCGUUAGAUGAAAAUGACGCAUCGUUGGAAAGCAAAAUGUUGAUAAUGUAUCAUUCAUAGUACAAAAAAUAAUUCUUUUUCAUUAUUAUUCUCUAUCAUACAUAAUUAUAUUAGACGGAAUUAAACAAAUUACUAGAAAAUUAAAGUAAUGAACUUGAGAUAAAAACGGAAAAUUGAAAAGUUAUUAUUAUUGUAGUGGAAACCAAAAUGCGGAUUCCCUAAACGAAAGUCUUUCAUUAUAAAAGCACAAAUUACAAUCUAUCCUGUGUACAUUAUACAUUCUAUCACUUCUACAACGUUUAAAAAACAACUGCCUGAUUUUGACAACUAUAAAUCUUAGAACACUGAAGACGAAUACUACAAGGCUGCUAACUUUCGGUAUGUUAUUUCCCCUAACUGAUACGCGAGAAAUGAUUUCAAUUACAUUUCGGUUAUUUAGAUUUUGUCUAGUGCAACAAUUGUUACUAAAAAUGUGUCUAAAUCAUUACAUAACAGGGUCGGUUUUAGGAAGAACGUCGAAAUAAAAUUUGUAUUAUAAACUAUUUAGAAAUUGGAAUUGAGACGAGAUAGUUUAUAAUACAGUGUGACCAAUUUAUUAAAAAAAAUUCAGUUUAUAAACUGUAAUUUUCAUAUUAAUAGUUUUUUUGAUAUGUUUGUGUCUGAUCAUUUGCAGAAAUAUACAAGGUAAAUUUUUAAUUCUGACUUUGAACUCGAUCGUACUCAUUUAUUUAUUUGAUAUUUAAUAAAAUUUAUCGCUUUUUUUUUCUACAUUUUUCCUUUUAUUAGUCCAGUCAUUAAUUUUAAUUCAAUUCCUAAGUUACUCCUAACUACUGGGCGAGUCAAAAUAACUCUUAACUUUGAUAUAGGUGAUUCACAAGUAAUUAGAAACCAAAAUAUCUCAUUGGUGAAUGUUUCCAGUAACCCGAUUAGGCUUCUAUUACAAUGUUAAUAGAAAAAAAUGAUUCGAAAAGGGAUCUACUACUCAAACUUCCAUGGAAAAUCUCUUUAAAUGGUAUAUAAAGUCCAAAGUCAACUAAAACAACUUGAAAUGUCGGGGAAUCAUCUUUCUGUAUUGUAAUUACUAGUAAAAUAUUCAGAAAAGAGUAAGAUGGGAUAAUUCCAAGAUUUGAUCGCCCCAAAAAGUUUGAUACUGGAUUCAGGAAGCACUUAACAAGACUAGGUCUACCUAAAAAAGAUAGAUAUAGAUACUGUGGAGAAGAAACUCUGGAUUAUGUAGUUACAGAAAAUCCUUCCACCAUAAUUCAACAUAGAAACUUCAAAAUACAAAAUAAAAUUACUAUUUUGUUAAGGAAAUAGUUAAAAAUGAGAUUUUAUCCUAUCAACAUUAUUUUUUAUUCUACUUUAAGGUCUAAUAUUUAAAAAAUUAUAAAAAUACAAAAUUAAUAGUUUAAAUAUUACCUUUGUACAGGUAAUAAUCAGUAUAAAUAAAUAGAUGAAGGAGACUUGUCGUAUAUUAACAAUGGGUAUUAAAAACACCCUGUGAAUAAUAUAAAGGUUUUUGGUUAUAGCGAGAUUAAGAAUGGACUCCUAAUAGCAGGCUUAUAUAAGACUUAUGAUUUAAUACUUGUAUCUGUGAGAUUGUAAAAUAAGUUCGUGUGUAAAAAAUGAAAAGAAGUGAUUCGUUGAUUAAUCCACUAAAUAGCAUCUGCUUUUUCGUUAGAUUGUAUUCAAAGCUUGUCAAUAAUGUAUCGUUUAAUUUUUAUAGUAUAUUCUUGUAAGAAUAAAUAUGAAAAAGUAUGAAAGAUUUAAAAUAAUAUAUAAUAUAUAUAUUUGAUUUAAAAAUUAGCCUCUUUUUGUAUAUUUUUCAAUGAUUUCAAUAAAUAUUUAUAUCACUA